Messenger RNA from Phragmites australis (common reed), 1812 nucleotides. RefSeq names its product transcription factor WRKY5-like. The record is from RefSeq and is a predicted model, not a curated record. Bases 62 to 1714 code for a protein of 550 amino acids. The transcript has 6 exons. Gene Ontology annotation, biological process: regulation of DNA-templated transcription. NCBI's taxonomy places the organism in Eukaryota, Viridiplantae, Streptophyta, Magnoliopsida, Poales, Poaceae. Gene Ontology annotation, molecular function: DNA-binding transcription factor activity; sequence-specific DNA binding.
UCUCUUGUGUGUACCCGAUGACCUCAAUUGACACAAGUAACAAUAAAACCUGCUCCCUUCCAUGGAGAUGAGGCCAGAGCAGCGCCACCGCCACGACCACGUCCACGAGGAAGCUGAGGAGGAGGGAGACGCCAUGGAGCACGGCGGUCUCUCUUUGCACCACGGAGCCACCACCUUCGGCCGGCGGCGCGACGAGGAGGGCGGCCGCCGGGGUGAGAUCCGGGAGGUGGACUUCUUCUCUCGAGACUCUAGUGCCCGACGGCAAGAACACGGCGGUCGUCGAGGUGGAGUACAAGGUGGUGGCCGUGAAGACGUCAACAUCGGGCUGCUAGACCUACUGACCACAGCCACCGCCACCACGACAAGCGCCGCCGGCGAGGAAGGGGGAACGGCGAAGAAUCACAAAAUGGAGGUGACGGCGGUGGAAGCGGAUCUCCGGCGGGUGGUGGAGGAGAACCGGCGGCUGCGGGGCAUGCUCGAGGAACUAACCCGGAGCUACGGCGCGUUGUACCAACAGGUUCUCCAGGUCACGCAGCAGCACCCACAUCACCACCAUCCUGAUCUCAUGAACAACAACCGAUCAUCACUGACAACUACCCACCUGACCACAGCGGGCGCGCCCAACACGUCGGCACGGCAGUUGCUGGAGGCGCGAGAGUCCCCCACGGCGCAGCCGCUGGCCGAUGCUGGAGUGGACGACGAGGCCAGUGACGGGGUCGGGGAAGCGUCGCCUUCGCUGAGCAAUGCAGCAAACAGUAAUGACGUCGACAGCAAGAGGAAGAUAUCUCAAGAUGGGACGGCGCCGCCGAAGGAGAACGGCGAGCAGGCGUCGUCGGAGCUGCCGGGCCGGAAGGCGAGGGUAUCCGUGCGCGCGCGAUCCGAGGCACCAAUGAUUAGUGAUGGUUGCCAAUGGAGGAAGUACGGGCAGAAGAUGGCCAAGGGUAACCCAUGCCCGAGAGCAUACUACCGGUGCACAAUGGCUGCGGCAUGCCCCGUGAGGAAGCAGGUGCAACGGUGCGCCGAGGACAAGACGAUCCUUGUCACGACUUACGAGGGCAACCACAACCACGCGCUGCCGCCGGCGGCCACAACCAUGGCGAACACCACGUCUGCUGCCGCGGCCAUGCUCCUCUCCGGCCCGGUCACCAGCCGCGACGGCGCCGCAGCCCUCCUCGGCCACCCCGCGGCGCUGUACCACCACUCCAUCCCCUACGCGUCCACAAUGGCCACGCUCUCCGCCUCCGCGCCGUUCCCCACUAUCACCCUCGACCUCACACAAGCGCCGGGCGCCGGCGGGAACGGCAGCUUGUCUCACGGACUCCACCGCCCGCCGGGUGGUAUCCAGCACCCUGCGGUGGCCCCUGCGAUGCCGUUCCCGGUGCCGUCGCCACUGGCGAUGUACCUCCCGCAGAGGGCGCCCACGGCGACCAUGCCGGCCGAGCUGAGCGCGCGGCCGCUGUCGGUGAUGGAGACGAUGACCGCGGCGAUCGCGGCCGACCCCAAUUUCACUACAGCGCUGGCGGCCGCCAUCACGUCGAUCAUGGCAGGUGGAGCUCAUCAGGUUCAGCCUACUCCACGUGGCGGCCCUACUGUCGGCGUCGCUGGAGACGGCAGCGGCGGUGCCGGAGCCGCCACGGUGGCGCCGACGGGCGGAGCACAUGCGAGGUCCGGGUCGCCUCGAUUCGCGACGCAGUCAUGCACCACGUCCACUUAGAACUUGUAAGCAUGAAUGUAUUUAUGUACACACACAUACGAGGUAUACUUGUAUUAUGUACAGUUAAAAAGUUGAGAUAAUACUAGGUGAUUAAUGCA